AUGAAUGGUUCGGGUAGUGUAGCCUGGGAAACAUUGUGUAAAUCAAAGAAAGAAGGAGGCUUGGGGCUUUUGGAUAUUAAAGAAUGGAACUUAGCAGCUAUUAUGAAGCAUGUAUGGGCGGUGGCGAACAAGAAGGAUAAUCUAUGGAUAAAGUGGAUCCACUGUGUCUAUGUUAAGCAAGAGGAUUGGUGGAGCUAUAAAGCUCCAUCAAAUUGCAGCUGGUAUUGGAAAAAGGUAGUCGAGGCCAAAGAGAAAGUGAAGAUUUUGGCAGACUGUGAUCAAUUUACUAAAGGAGAGUACAAAAUUGCAGAUGGCUACAAGAUGUUGACUCCCCAACAGCAGCAAGUUCAUUGGUGUAAAGAGCUCAAGCAAUGGCUGAAUUGGCAUGCAAAAUCUAGUUGUGUCCAGGGGCUGUUAAGGUGGAUAGGAAGGAGCAAGAUGAGCAGUUUUAAGAAACAGGUGUAUGCUUCCUCUCUCGCUGCUCUGGUUCACCGAAUAUGGUUAGCCAGAAAUGAUAAAAUGUGGAACCAGCAGGAUGUUUCUGUGCAUCAAAUCUGCCAGCAAGUAUCUUGGCAAGUCAAAACGCGAAUCUCAUGUGUCAAGCCGAAGAAAAUGAAGCAAGGGGCAGAUUGGUGGCAAUAUAGUGCUAACACAAAUGAUAGCUGGUAUUGGAGAAAAUUAGUUGCUUUGAAGGGUAAGGUCAUGGAACUUUUUGAUGAAAAUGAAAGACAAAAGUGCUGUACUCAGUAUAAUGUAUCUCUCGGCUAUACAAAGUUGAAACUUGCUGGUGUGAAAAAACAGUGGACAUCUGUGGUGUGGAGUAGAUUGAAUUGUCCCAAGCAUAGUUUUAUUUUAUGGCUCUCCAUGCUUCAAAGAUUGAAGACAAAGAAUCGAAUGAAGGUGUACAGACCUGAGAUUGACAGUUGCUGCCAUUUAUGCAGCAGUAAUGAAGAAGAGAGUGUUGAUCACCUCUUUUUUGCUUGUUCUUUCUCCCGAGAAUACUUUGAUUUGGUUAAAAACUGA
Molecule: messenger RNA, 1023 nt
Organism: Cannabis sativa
Lineage: Eukaryota; Viridiplantae; Streptophyta; Magnoliopsida; Rosales; Cannabaceae
Exons: 3
Coding region: 1-1023 (340 amino acids)
Source: RefSeq, a predicted model, not a curated record